AUGGACUGUAGAUUGAGUGCAAAGGUUAUAGUUUUUGUUCUUGCUGCUUUCGUCAUCACUCCGUGUGUACCCCAGACGCCGGCCACCAUACCCAAAUGUGUGGAAGACUUCACCAACGCUUUGGCUGAAUGCGCCAAGGCUUCCGGCAUUUCCACCGGCAACUUUGCUUAUUUCGUCACCAACGGAACCAGUUCAAAGUCUGAGGCUCCUGCCAAUCAGGAGACUUUUAAGACCCAGAUAUGUGGAGUGGAGCAGCAGAUCUACGCAUGCGUGAUGCAGAAACUGGUGCCAAUCGUCAACACGACUUCCUGUAUUGGCACCUCAGCCAGCACCAGUCACGUGGAGACCAUCAGACGAGAGGUCACCAACAUUUUCACGACCUAUGACGUCAAGUGCAUGCAUCCUUGCAGGAACACGCUCCUGAAUGACAUGCGACAGUGCUACACAGCCAACGACGUCGACGGCAAACUCUUCAUGUCUAACACGACCAACGGCGCCGUCAUCGGCAGCACGGAGGAGCAGGCCAAUAAAUUCUGCAGUGUAAAAGACAAAUUGAUGGACUGUUUGAAGAGUAAAGCCGAGGCUUGUCCAGAAUCGGCUGCCAUCCUCAGGACAGUGGACAUUGACCUUCCAGCCUUCACCAACGGCGUCAAAAUUCUAUGUGCUAACACUAAAGUUUACGUCACCGGCCUUUCUUGCUUCGCGGAGACAACUAGUGACGUGGACAUCUGCAAACAGAAACAGCAACAGGCCUUGAUCCAGUUAGCCAUGCAGGCACAGAACGGCAACUGGACUCAGGACAGAUACUACACUAUGUACUGCGAACUAUCCUACACCAACAUCGCCUGUGACGUGGCUGCCUGGGCUAGAAAAAACCACGAGUCCUGUACGGCUUCGGUCAUCGGCCUUCGUCGGGAACUGGAGUGUGACCUACUUCCUCAGCAGUGCAAGUCCAACACUAAACUGGUAGAGGGAGAGGACAGCCCCUGUAGCAGUAGCAAAAGAUCAGCCGCCUUCACCAGAAACACUUCCCAGAGGGUGUGGGCCAGUACAGCUAUCAUGUCCGCCGUUCUUGUUGCCCUGCUGAUCGUCUAA
This is a messenger RNA of Physella acuta, 1095 nucleotides long. RefSeq lists its product as uncharacterized. Lineage: Eukaryota; Metazoa; Mollusca; Gastropoda; Physidae. The record is from RefSeq and is a predicted model, not a curated record.